This is a messenger RNA of Lolium rigidum, 1208 nucleotides long. RefSeq lists its product as uncharacterized. The coding region runs from base 381 to 959 and encodes 192 amino acids. NCBI's taxonomy places the organism in Eukaryota, Viridiplantae, Streptophyta, Magnoliopsida, Poales, Poaceae. The record is from RefSeq and is a predicted model, not a curated record. The transcript is spliced from 3 exons.
GUGCCAGUGAUUUUGAUUCAGAUAUUCACUCGAGGGCUGACCUUUCUUGCUGCCAUUGUGAUUGGCCGAUAUGCUUGAACUUCUUUACAGUCUAUUGCAACGUUGAUACUUGUAUUUUCUUUUGUGUACUUUUGAUAUAUUUCUUUUACUAAGAUAAAUGCAAUUCAUCCUAUGUUUCGAUAAUUUGUACUGGGAACUAACACCAGAAUUAUAAAUAGGAAAACAGGAACACAACUGGUCGAUACUAGAUCCGUUUAUGAGGGAAGGUCUCAUAAUUUUGUGCAUUUAGUGUUUGUAUUUUGUUGCUUCUAUCGCUUAACUUGGAUCGUACUUGAAAUUAAACCUUUGAAGAUUGUUUUUGGUAUUUUCAAAUAUUAAUAAUGUACAGUGCACAGAUGGUUAUAUUCUCAUUAAGUAAUUCAGUAUAUAAACCAGCUGACAUGUUUCGCAGUUUUAUCAUGGAUCCCAACAUGAAGCAGCUCCAAGAGGCUCUGGUUGACAUAGAAACAGACGCAGAACAACUUCUGCUGGCAAGGCAUCAGCUAGUGGAGAAUGAUAGGAUGAGGAAUGCUAACAGGGAGGCCCUGACAGCCCUCUGGAAAAGAGCCAGGACAACUAAAACUAGCGUGCCAUCUCCAUUUGAAAUCAUAAUGAAAGAGAUGGAAGGAACCUCUCGCAAACAACUAGCAAAGGAGAUAUGCCCAACUUGUGGAAACCACAACCCCAAAGAACAUACCUGGUUAACGUUUCCAGGGUCUGAUAUUUUUGCUCGUGUUCCACUUCAUGUGGCACACACAGUUUUGGAUAAAGAUCAAGAACUUGUAGACUACGACACCAAGAAGCUGCAAAGCUUUGUCAAGGAGAAAUCAUUUGUGAUCUCGGAGAAAGGUGCCCUCGCGGACAAAAUCAGCCCGGGCAUCGUGAAAUCCCUCGUCAGCCUUACAGAUAAAACUAGUUAGGCACAUGUGACAAGGUCAGCGAAUCAUGUUCACAGUGCUCAGGGACUCUCACAUGGCGUGAAAUGAAGCUUCUGCUGGGUUCACCAAUCGUGCUUGUUAACGAGUCCAAUGUUUUACCUGCAUCUUGGUUUUGCUGUGCUGUGAGAUUACGCUGCUACUGACAAGAAGAGUAAGCAAACUGGAGUCCUGAACCUGUACCUAUUUCGAAUGAGAAUCCAAGUAGUCUGGCUGCAAAUUCCAUGUGCGACA